Bursaphelenchus xylophilus (pine wood nematode) is the source of this 1638-nucleotide messenger RNA. Lineage: Eukaryota; Metazoa; Nematoda; Chromadorea; Rhabditida; Aphelenchoididae. The record is from the annotation of a GenBank genome assembly.
AUGAAUGUUCUUUUCCAAGCGCUCAGUUACUUCAAAACCCCCGAGGCCAAUAAUAAUGAGCUGAUUCUGGAGUCCGUUGACAAAACUAAAGUGCUAGAGGAUCGGAAACAAUGUAUUGGGUAAGUGAACGUGCUAAAGCGUAAUAUCAUCUCUGGUAUUAUUGCUCAGAUAUAUUGUUUUAGAAGCAAAGUGGACGUCUUCUAUGGGAAGGACCCCUUUCUGGUGUCCAUGGGCAAAGGCCAAUACCUGUUUGAUGAGAAUGGAAGACAAUUCCUGGAUUGCAUCAGCAAUGUGCAACACGGUAAUCCGGUUGCCGUAAUUGUUGUAACUGUUUAGUCGGUCAUUGCAAUCCAAAAGUGGCCAGUAGAGUCUACGAGCAAAUGUUGACUACCAAUUGUAAUAUCCGAUUUCUGAGCAACAAGCUUACUGAUGCGGCCAAAGCCAUCCUGGCGACUCUUCCAUCUGAAUUGGACACUGUACUUUUUGUGAAUUCUGGAUCAGAAGCUAAUGAUCUGGCGUUGAGAUUGGCCAGAGACUACACCAAGAACACCGAUGUCGUCUGCAUGGAUCAUGCAUAUCACGGUCAUCUUAUAAGCACCAUGCAGAUCAGCCCUUACAAGUUCGACCAUGGUAGUAGCAUCCCUAAACCUGAAUGGGUUCAUGUUGUAAGCUCUUUUCCGCUUCCUACAUGCAGAAUUUCUCUCAACAAUCUACUUGUAAUAUUUCAGACCGCUACUCCUGAUGUAUAUCGUGGAAAGUAUCGCUUGAAUGAUCUUGAUUUGAGCAAUGAAGAAAAGCUAGUUGAAAUGGGAACUAUGUACGCUAAUGACCUCAGGAAGAUGGUCGAGAGUGAAGUGAAAAGUCAGGGUCGAACUGUGAGUGCUUACAUCGCCGAAGCCCUCCAGUCAUGUGGAGGUCAGAUCAUCCCGCCCAAAGGAUACAUGUCUAAAGUCGCUAAGAUCAUAAGAUCUAACGGGGGUGUGAUGAUCAUCGAUGAAGUGCAGACUGGAUUCGGAAGAGUUGGACAGAAGUUUUGGGCCCAUCAACUGCAGGAUGACACCUUUGUUCCCGAUAUAUUAACCAUGGGAAAACCGAUGGGAAAUGGAUUUCCAGUGGCCGCGGUAGUAACGAGAAAAGAGAUUGCUGACUGUCUUGGGGGUGAAGUCGGAUACUUUAACACUUUUGGAGGAAAUCCUGUCUCGUGUUCGGCUGUAUUGGCAGUAAUGGAAGUGCUGAAGGAAGAAAAUCUUCUUAGACAUUCUGAAGAAAUGGGAACACAUUUUGAGGAGCAGUUGGGAAAGCUGAAGGAAAAACAUCAAUGCAUUGGGGAUAUCAGGUAAGUCUAUCUGAUUUACUUUUAAUUGCAAACUCUUGUAUAAUACGCAUUGUUCCUAUUGCAGAGGCGUCGGUAUGUUCUGGGGUCUUGAUCUGGUGUUGCAUCGGGAGAGUCGUUUGCCAGCCACUGAACUAGCCGUAGAUCUCUGUUUCAAGCUCCGUGAGGAAUACGGGGUCCUCCUGAAUGCUGACGGUCCCCACACCAACAUCCUCAAGUUCAAACCUCCCCUUUGUUUCAAUAAGGACGACCUUGAAUUCGCUGUUUCCUCCUUGGAUAAGGCCCUCUAUGAAAUGGGAUAUUAG